AAUAAUGGCUUAUCUCUUACCAUGUCUUGUGUCGUUGGCAUUGUGUUUAGCCGGCUUUUCCCUAUACCGCUAUGGUAAUAUUCCACGGCAACAUAUUAUUGUGACUCUGUCGGUGUUGGCAGCAUGGUGUUUCUCAUUUCUCAUAGUAUUCACCAUACCAUUGGAUGUCACCUCGACUCUUUAUCGUCAAUGCAUACAGGAGCAUAAUAUCAACACUUCGGCCUUGGCAGCACCAACGACGAUUAGCACAAGUGCCGUCACAAUUAACCAUCAUCAUCCACUUAAACACAAUGAGUCAUCAAUGGUGUGGCACGCAAAACUUGCCGAAUGCCAAAAGCCAUGGGGCAUGAUACCCGAGAAGUUUUUUCCUAAUUUAUGGAGAAUCAUUUAUUGGACUUCGCAAUUUCUUACCUGGUUGAUUAUGCCCCUAAUGCAAUCGUACUUGAAGGCGGGAGAUUUCACCAUUAAAGGGAAGCUAAAAUCGGCUCUAAUUGAAAAUGCCAUCUAUUAUGGUUCAUACCUUUUCAUAUGCGGCAUACUUUUAAUUUACAUUGCCGCCAAAGGAGUGUCCUUGGAUUGGCAAAAAUUAAAAGCCAUAGCAUCAUCAGCCUCAAAUACUUGGGGUUUAUUUUUGCUUGUAUUAUUGCUAGGUUAUGCCCUAGUCGAGGUGCCGCGUUCUUUGUGGAACAAUGCCAAACCAGGAUUUACUCUGCAAUAUGCCUAUUUCAAAGCAGCCAAGUUGAGUGCCGAAAAAGCAGAAGCCGAAGAAAAUGUAGAUGAUGUUUUGGAAUCCUUACAAGGUAUGAGUCGCUCAGUUCCUAAUAAUCAUGAUCUAAGACCCUGUGUUGAGACCAUUCUACGCAAAGUUCCAACAGAACUACAGGAGAGAGCUGCCCGCAAUUACUCACGUGGUGGCAAUGGGGGCGGUACCUCAACCAUAGUACCUUCUGAAAAGGCACUGGUACGUAUACACAGACAGGUCAUUAAGUCAUUGCAGACGUUGCAACGCACCGAGGCCUUGUGGAGUGUACAAGUCGAUACGGUGUUACAUCUCGAAGAUGUGGCAAGAAAUAUGCAUUCGGCGGAAAAGCGUUUCAAAACGGAAUUUCCUAAAGCCCGCUCCCAACUAAGCAGGCUUAUGUACUCACCUACCCUACAUUGGUAUUGGGCCUGUUUGCUGCGAGCUCCCAUUCUUAAGUCCUUGUGCGUGGUCACAGCCAUUAUGUCUGGCAUGGUGGUGUGGAGUGAGUUAACCUUUUUCCAGCGCCGGCCAGUACUUUCGAUUUUUGCCAAUGUCAUUAAUGUGGCCAAACAUGGCUACGAUUUCUUUACCAUUGAAGUAUUUUCAAUGGUAGUGCUGUGUUACCUCUUCUAUUGUACUUAUUCCACCAUAUUGAGGAUACGUUUCUUGAAUCUCUACUAUUUAGCUCCGCACCAUCAGACAAACGAGCACAGUUUAAUUUUCAGUGGUAUGCUGCUUUGUCGCCUAACCCCACCCAUGUGUUUGAAUUUCUUGGGCCUGAUUCACAUGGACUCGCACAUCAUAAAGGAACGCGUAAUGGAGACUUAUUACACACAAAUAAUGGGUCACAUGGAUGUCAUAGGUAUCAUUUCGAAUGGCUUCAAUAUAUACUUUCCCAUGUGCAUGUUGGCCUUUUGCCUGGCCACAUGGUUUAGUUUGGGCUCCCGUGCCCUAAGCGCCAUGGGAUUUCAACAAUUUUUGCAAAACGAAAUUAUUGCCACUGAAUUGGUACAAGAGGGCAAAGAUCUAAUUGCUCGCGAAAAGAGAAGGCGUCAAAGGGCCGAAGAGGCUAUGAAUCGCAGAAGGGAGUUCUCACGCAACAAUGAGGCCAUAACAGCAAACAUCUAUGUCAACAAAUAUGGCAAUUUAAACAAUAGCAAUAGUGGCAAUGCCGUCACGAGUACAUCGGCGGCCAAUCGAAUAAGCUCAAAUGUGCCCUCGGAUGAUCUAAUACGAAAUGGCGACAAUCUACGCUAUGACACCUUGCCUCGUUCGCUGUCGGAUGAGAUAAAUGAACGCUUUGGGGUAAGCACGGCGGCACAGGUGGCUUUUAAGGGACCGCCUUCGACCAGUCAUUACCGCUUGGAAUUUGGAGAUUAUGAAGAAGAUGAUUUUACAGCAACCUCAGCAUCCAAUCGUAUAGAGCCGCCUCGAGGACUUUUCGAUGAUGUGUAAAUCGUAUGACAGACAGAAAUUCUCUGGCGUCCAUUUAGGCGCUUUCCAUGCUCUCUAUCUCCACAAACAUAUAUUGUAGUCACAAUUGAAACCAAUAAUAUAUAGCAAACUCUCUAGUUAAUAUUAUUGUAAACAAACAAAAAAUCGCCCUCGGUAGCCUCACCACACUUAUCAUUGGCCUUAUUAUUAUUACUAUUUUUUUUUAAUUUUUUUACGUUAUUUUCAUAUAGAUUUUUGUUUUUGUGGUUGCCGCUCUCUCGCCAUUAUCAUUAUUUUAAUGUAAGUAGAAGCUCUUAAAAGGCAUCCUUUGAAAGCGUUUAAAUUUGCAUUACACCUACAUAUAGAGUAUACAUACAUACAUAUAUUUAGAGCUUAAGUAUUGAUCUAUUGAUGCAUUGUGGUAUGUGCAGUAUAAUUUAUUUAAUUUUCUUUUUAGUUUUACAUAUAAAACAUAGAUAUACGUCAUUGUACCCAUGAUACAAACACCCAUGUGGAAAGAAUUUUAUUUAACAUCUCAUCUGAUAGACUUUGGUUUGAAUUUCAUGCAUUAGUAGAUAAUUUUCAUUAUAUAAUAUCAAUAAAACAAGAAGAGGAAGAAAACUUUACUUUAAACGGACAGUGAUGAACAGUAUAAAGUUAUAUAUAUAUAUAUAUAUGUAUUUACAAAACCAAUAUGUUUUUUGUUUGUUUUGUAAGCAGUUUAUGUAUUGAUAACAUUUAAAUAAAUGACUCAUAUAACUUA
Molecule: messenger RNA, 2939 nt
Organism: Stomoxys calcitrans (stable fly)
Lineage: Eukaryota; Metazoa; Arthropoda; Insecta; Diptera; Muscidae
Product: LMBR1 domain-containing protein 2 homolog
Exons: 3
Coding region: 5-2197 (730 amino acids)
Cellular component (GO): membrane
Source: RefSeq, a predicted model, not a curated record